Messenger RNA from Magnolia sinica, 683 nucleotides. RefSeq lists its product as uncharacterized. Lineage: Eukaryota; Viridiplantae; Streptophyta; Magnoliopsida; Magnoliales; Magnoliaceae. The transcript has a single exon. Bases 68 to 523 code for a protein of 151 amino acids. The record is from RefSeq and is a predicted model, not a curated record.
UCUCUCCAUCGUCUUCCUAUCCCUCCUCUUCAAACCCUUUUUCAUAUUCUAUCCACAGAAAAGAAGAAUGGCAUCUCAGUCCAUCGAACAUCACCGACAGAACGCGGAAAUCUACCACGGAGACGUCCUCUGCAAGGAGAAAUCCAUGGAGCUGCUGGAAGAGCUCCACCUGCCGAAGGGCCUUCUGCCCCUCGAAGACAUCCUCGAAGUCGGCUACAAUAGAGCCGCCGGCUUCGUAUGGCUCCGCCAGAAGAAGAAGCGCGAUCACGUCUUCCGCAAGAUCGGACGGACCGUGUCGUACGCCCCCGAGGUCACGGCCUUCGUCGAGAACUAUCGGAUGAAGAAGAUGACCGGCGUCAAGAGCAAGGAGCUCCUGAUCUGGGUGACUCUCUCCGACAUGUACAUCGACGACCCCUCGUCCGGCAAGAUCACGUUCAAGACGCCGUCUGGCCUCGGGAGGACUUUUCCCGUCUCCGCCUUCGAGCCCGAAGAGGAGAAGAAGGAAGACAAAGGGAAGAACUGAAGAAACGAGAAAGGGUAAAACCGUAAAUUGGGGCCUGCGUUUUGGGUGUAGUAGUACUUUUAGUUUUUUGAUAUUCAGGGAUGAAUGGACGGUGAUGACAGUAAUUAGUAAUAUUCGGAUUAGAUCAUAUUAAAUAAAUGGUAAUUAGAUGUUGCUUUAA